UACCUGAGCAAAAUGAAACCAGUUUUUGAACUAUUCCAAAGAACUUUAUCCCACGUUCCUGUUGAUGUUAUUGUGUUGAAGUUGAACACUUAGCAAGAAACCUCCACAUUCAUUUUUAAUCACUGAUAUUCAUGAAUGCUGCUUAAUUGGAAACCUCAAACCGAACGUCAAAGUGAAUGUUUAUAGAUGGUUUACAGUGCAAGCUCAAGUUGUGAUUUGAGGUUAUGUUGACAAGUUGUUGCAAAAGUUUUUGAUUUCUGCCUUCAAAAAGCUUAAAAGAAAGUAUUGUGUUCUUGUGUAUUGAAAAGUGUACUUACAUUAAAUUUUAGUGGUUAUUCGACUUAUGGAAUUCUUAAACAAAAUUGGAUAAAACGUUUUAUUAUUGUAAACUGCCAGUGUUGAUAUUUUUUUCUUUUUUAUUAUCUGUGAUGGCAAUGGCCAAUCGAGUGCCCGGUACGUGUUGUGCGGCCUCCGUGGAGCGCGCGGGCUUGCCUGGCUUGCUUCGCGAUUUACAACGCCUCGCAGAAGACCAUGACUCCGCUGAUAUUGUGUUUAUUCUCGGCACAGCGGAAGAAAAAGUUUUCGCGCACAAAAUAAUCAUGAUUGCAAGGUGCAAAAGUUUUCAAAACACGAAGCGCGGUGAGGUCUGUCGCAUUCCCGGAUGUACAGUAACGCCAUCUGCUGGCUCCCAGCCCACGCCUAUAAGGAUGCCCCACGUGCAGCCAGAUACGUUUCGGCUAUUUAUUCAAUAUGUUUAUACUGGGAAGCUUCUACUUCAAGAUUCUGGCGUUUUUGAAAUGAUGACACUUGCUGCCGAUUUGGGUGUGGAGGACUUACGGGCUGCCUGCGAAGAUCACGUCACUUCCACUCUCAGUGUGGAGAGUGCCUGCACUUUGCUGGCUGCAGCCAUGGAGAUUCAAGACAGACCUGGUGGCAAAAGUGCGUCAUCAUUCAUGGAGCGCUGCAUAGCUUUUAUUGGAGACAAUGCAGCAGAUUGUGUCAAGACUAAUGCGUUCCUGAACCUGCCUAAAGAAGCAGUCAUCAAGCUCAUCUCAUCAGAUUUUCUAUGUCUAGAAGAAGAGGAAGUGUGGCGCUGUGCGCUGGCCUGGGCCAAGCAGCGGGCCGGUGUCACCCAGCCCAGCCCACACUGGACCGAGGAGGAGCGAGCUCGGGUCUGCCACCACCUGUGUCCGCUCAUGCAGCAUGUGCGGCUGCUGCUCAUUGACAGCGCGGUGUUCGCGGAGGAGGUGGAGCCGACGGGCGCCGUGCCCAUGGAGCUGUCGCUGGAGCGCUACCGCCGCGCCGCGCUGCACGCCGCGCCCGCGCCUUCGUCCGCGCCCUCACCUGCGCCCGCGCCGCAACACAAGCACGACAAGCGCACCACGCCCAGAUUGGCAGUAAACAUGUUCGCGGGCAGCCUUAUUCUGCAACAAGACAAGAGCGCUUUCCAGGCUAUCAUCAACAACUGGUGCGGCACCCCCAAGCAGAGCUGGCGCCUGGCGUUCCGCGCGUCGGCGCACGACCACUCGGCGCUCGCCUUCCACCAGCACUGCGACGGCCUCGCGCCGCUGCUGCUGCUGGCUCAGCUGCCCCGCGGCGAGAUCAUCGGCGGCUACAGCGAGGUGUCGUUCGGCGCCGGCGCCGGCUCAGGCGGGACAGGAGGCACAGGAGGCACAGGCGGCUACGUGAGCGCCGCCCGCGCGUUCCUGUUCGCGCUGCGGCCGGCGCCGCUGCGGCUGCCGCUCGUUAAGAAAGCCUUUGCGCUCUGUUACCAUCCGGAUUGCGGGCCGAUCUUCGGCGCGGGCGCAGACCUGCUGAUCUCCAACCACUGCAGCAGCAACAGCGACAGCUACAGCAACCUGCACUCGUACGGCGACCCCACCUCGCCCGCCUCGCUCGUGCAGGACUACAACUUCUCCGUUCGCGAUUACGAGAUCUUUACCUACAAGCAUAACUGAUUAUAUUCAAUCCAUCAUACAUGGAACGACAUCGACACGUAAAAAACUCUGCCGCAAUAAACAAAAGCGCAUCCCAUUUUUUUUUUUCAAAUUAGAGUUACAGUCUGUCCAUUAGAAUCCAGUUAGUCCAUUAGAGUUACAGUCUGUCCAUUCCAGUCUGUCAAUUAGAGUUACAGUCUGUCCAUAAAGAAUAGAAAACAAGGUCGCUGUAUGCUCGUGGCUGACGAUAUUGUUUCUGGCUGCGACCACGGCGCGACUACAAGGUCGUUGAAAAGUCAGCAACAGGUUCGUGCUAAGUCCCGUUAAUAUAAUUUAUGUAGUGAAAUAUUUUUUAUCAACCAAUUUUGACCAUUCUAUUAGUUAUUGCAAUGGUAGUUCGUGUUCACAUAUUCGUUAUCAGUGCAAUAAGGCAAUCUGCCAGUAUUUUUAUAUGGAUUCUGAAAAAAAUUGGUUUUUUUUUUUAUGACGGCAAAGUUUAUGUUAUUAUGAUGCUAUUUUAUGCUAUGAUUUAUCCGAGUUUAUGAUUUAUGCGUAAUAAGUACCGGUGCUCAUUUUUUGCAUGAAAUUAUGAAUAUUGUACGCGGUACACACACAUGUACACGGUAAACUUGUACCGCUACGUCUUGGUCUGUACCGGCCUUUUAUUAUGCAUACGCAGAUCGAAAAUAGUUUCGUGAUGUUAAUUUCGGUGUCAAUAUAUGGUAAUAAUUAUUUUCCUUGCUCUAUUGACUACAUAUCAAGUGGUUAUGUGUAUGAUUUAUGUUAAAAUUAAAAUAUGUCCGAACUUUAAAUCAGUAUUGUAUAGUUAUUAAGAUAUGAAUUUAGAAAAUAAACUUUCUUUUCUA
Molecule: messenger RNA, 2803 nt
Organism: Plodia interpunctella (Indianmeal moth)
Lineage: Eukaryota; Metazoa; Arthropoda; Insecta; Lepidoptera; Pyralidae
Exons: 10
Coding region: 429-1958 (509 amino acids)
Molecular function (GO): protein binding
Source: RefSeq, a predicted model, not a curated record